Phalaenopsis equestris is the source of this 457-nucleotide messenger RNA. RefSeq lists its product as uncharacterized. The record is from RefSeq and is a predicted model, not a curated record. The transcript has 2 exons. NCBI's taxonomy places the organism in Eukaryota, Viridiplantae, Streptophyta, Magnoliopsida, Asparagales, Orchidaceae. The coding region runs from base 283 to 450 and encodes 55 amino acids.
UCCAAUAUUUUCUCUGGCAUCUCAGACUUACAUAAAUAUUUACUCGAAUUGCUUGGAAAAAAAGUUUAAUCGCCUUCGUUGGUGCUUUCGGUUGUGAAGGACCGAAGGGCUUCUUCGAAACGCCACUCUCGUAGAUCGCCGAAGUCAACGCAAGCAUCGUGAGAACAACGGCAUCAACUAAUCUACAAAAGCAGGGCGGAGAUCUUCUUUCUCAUCUUAUCGGUUCGUUCCUGGCGUAGGUUUUGCUGCUAAGAUUCUUGUUCCGAGAGCUGAAAAUAGAGAAUGGGGAUAUUCACGAAGGGUUUCACAUUUGCAGUGGGAAUUGGCUUUGGAAUCUUUAUUGCUCAAAACUACGAUGUCCCAAACAUGAAGAAGCUUCUCAGUGAAUGGUCUUCUAAGGCAAAACACGUUGAAGAAAGCUAUAGGAAGCCAAAGAAAGAUGAUAAAUAGUCUUUGG